This is a messenger RNA of Uloborus diversus, 2898 nucleotides long. RefSeq names its product B-cell lymphoma/leukemia 11A-like. Lineage: Eukaryota; Metazoa; Arthropoda; Arachnida; Araneae; Uloboridae. The transcript is spliced from 3 exons. The record is from RefSeq and is a predicted model, not a curated record. The coding region runs from base 370 to 2898 and encodes 842 amino acids. Gene Ontology annotation, cellular component: nucleus. Gene Ontology annotation, biological process: regulation of transcription by RNA polymerase II. Gene Ontology annotation, molecular function: RNA polymerase II cis-regulatory region sequence-specific DNA binding; DNA-binding transcription factor activity.
AGCAACGCGUCUGGGUACGGCAGAAGAGAAAAAAGUUGUUCCAUCCCUCAUAACCAUUUCUACCUCAAGCAGCGGGCUUCUGUUUUUGUCCGUUAUAAAGAAGAGUGUUGGUUCUAUCGAAAGGAAUUGGACCCGCAUCUGUCAUGACUCUGUCCGUGUGACAUCGCAGCCGAAGAAAAGCAGGUGCAGACGAUAAAAAUUUUCCUACCCAGCAUGCCGUAGCGGCAGCCAUGUUUUCGGGCCUCUUUGUUAAUGGAAAUGAGUUAGACAUGUGUACGUAGGGAUUGUUGACUUUUUUGUUCCUUUUUUUUCUGUUCGGUUUUAUACCUAGAAACGUAUGAAAGCGGAGCCUGGAAAAAUAUUGAUGAAAUGUCCCGAAGAAAACAAGAGAAGCCGCAGCCGAGGAAAAACUUGAUCAGAGGUGAACCCGAUUUCGUCCAAGACAUCUUAACAUGCGGCGUGUGCAAGAAGACUUUCCCUCUGUCGGAGAUCGUCCGCUUCAUCCAGCACAAAGUCCAGUCAUGCAACAAAGAGAACUGCAUCGGGAUCUUCGAGGACAGCGAGGACAGCCAAGAAGAUCCUGCUGUCCUGGCUGCACCUACGAUAAAAAAGGAAAAUUCCGAUAGCGUCCUCGCGGAAGAAACACUCGUGUCUUCCUCUUCGCUCGUCAAAAAGACACUCAUAGCCAAAGAUACCUCAGCUGCUACUGUCAAUGGCAGCGCACUGGAACCACAAAGUUACGUAUGUUCGACCUGCAAGCAGAGCUUAUCUUCAGCAUGGGCGUUGAUUCAACACGUCCAAAACCUCCAUGGUCUUAGCAUAUGCUUGGAUUCCAGUUCGCCUUCCGAUGAGAAGCCUGUGGAAGUCUCAUCCGCCCUUAACCAAUCCUUCGGCCUUAGAGCUCCUCUUCUGGAACGCCAAAUGGACCCUUCACCUAUUUAUCCCCGUAAUUCUAGUCAGGAUUUGCGCCUAGAUCUCAUUGGCAAGUCUUCCAGCAACCUCACCAACGGAUCGACUCUUAGUUCCACACCACCACCCCUACUAGAACCCCCUCAAAUAUCCCUCGGUGAACCAAUGCAAGACUUCUAUUCCCAAAGGCUUCGAGUUCUUGCUGGAGCCACAAGUCCUAACGCUACAUCUACGCCCAGGAACCUCCUACAACCCAAUUUCAAAGCUAUUCUGAACAAUAAAACAAGCCCUCGUCCAACCACUCCUCAAGAUUCUUCUUCCAGUACUCCUGAAAAAGCACAAACCACUACCCUCAAUUCCUCCGCUUCAUCUACAACUAGUGAUCAAACAUCAACGCCAAAGGCCAAAAAUAGACUUUGCGAAUACUGCGGCAAGUCUUUUCAAUUCAAAAGCAAUCUCAUUGUUCAUCGACGAUCGCACACAGGCGAGAGACCGUUCAAGUGCCACAUUUGCAAUCAUGCUUGCACUCAAGCAAGCAAGCUCAAGAGACACAUGAAGACACACGAGGGUAAAAACGCAGCUAUUGAUAAAUCUAAGAAAUCUGUGGGGGAAAAGGAAUCAAGCUGUGAUGGGGGAGGCUCAAAAUUUGUCGGUGAUGAUUGUAAAAAGGAUGAAAAUAACAAAAGCGAGAAACAGACGAAUGGCGGUGGAGAAUAUGGGUCCGACGAGCACGACGAAGAUGACGUUGACGAAGAAGAUUAUGAAGUUGAAGAAGUAGAUGAAGAGGAGGAAGAUGUAAAUGUUGACGGCCUUGAUGAAGAUGGUUUGUCUGAGAACGGAAGUGGAAGACUUGUUAUUGACCAUCCGGUGAAUGAUGACGCCAUGGUUGCUGAGGACCUAUCGAAGAAGCCUCUCAAUAACGGAAUUUCACCCAAACAAAACGGUAACGCAAAAGGAAAAGAGGACAAAAUUGAAAAUUACGACAGAAGAUUGGUGAAACAUUCUGUGAUUAGUGAAAUCAUGGAAAAAAUUGGGUUCGGACACAUUGCACCUUACAACGAGGCGUAUAGACAGGCGUUGAAGGAGAGUUCAUUCUGUAACUCUUUGAAGCAUGAAAGGUAUUCCUCAGGAACUGAUGGUAGUGCUUCCAAUGAUGCUGGGAGCCACCACAGUUACGACAUGAUAAAUUACCAUCAUCCCGACAGACCACCUAGAGAAGGCACACGCAGUGCGGGACAGUCGCCGCUCAGUUUUGGUUCAGGUCUUUUGGACAGUUUUGAUCAGAAUUCCAACUCCAAACGCAUGCGGUUAGACGAACAUUGGAACGACAAAGAGCGAGAAGGAAGCCUUCUGUACGCCGGUGUGUGGUUCCCCCGCAUGGAAACAUCUACACCAACGUACAGGGACCUUUACGGCCUCGAUGGCCAUUACAACCAUCACCGCUACAAGUCAUCCACAGAAAGUGCCUUGAAUUCCUUCGACAACGGCAGGAACAGUUCGAGCCCUCGGCCCGGACCGAGUAACGCGCUUUGCCUCGCCAACCACCUCAACAAACCCAAAGAUCAGCAGCAGCAGCAGCGCAAGAACGACACUUGCGAAUAUUGUGGCAAAGUCUUCAAGAACUGCUCAAACCUCACUGUGCAUCGACGCUCUCACACGGGCGAGAAGCCCUACAAGUGUGAACUGUGUAGCUACGCCUGCGCCCAGAGCUCCAAGCUGACGAGGCACAUGAAGACGCAUGGGCGUCUUGGGAAAGACGUUUACAGGUGUCGGUUCUGUGACAUGCCUUUCUCGGUGCCCAGCACGCUGGAGAAGCACAUGCGAAAGUGUGUCGUCAGCCAGAGCGGGAAUUCUCCGUACCUCAUGUCCGAGAGAGACCUCAUGUCCGACAGGGACCGCAUGUCCGAGAAAGACAAUAUGUCCGAGAGAGAUUCGGACUCCAAAGAGAUGACAACGUUGAACGGACCUCUGGCCAUCAUGCCCCCAUAA